This is a messenger RNA of Cyanistes caeruleus (blue tit), 4191 nucleotides long. RefSeq names its product purine nucleoside phosphorylase. Gene Ontology annotation, molecular function: purine-nucleoside phosphorylase activity. Gene Ontology annotation, biological process: nucleoside metabolic process. NCBI's taxonomy places the organism in Eukaryota, Metazoa, Chordata, Aves, Passeriformes, Paridae. Gene Ontology annotation, cellular component: cytoplasm. The record is from RefSeq and is a predicted model, not a curated record.
UUGCCAUGAAAGAAUGGGAAGGCAAUGAUGUGAGAUAUGGAAAGGUCUGGUGGCAGUGGUAGGUGGUACAGGUCAUCUCACAGAGUCUGCACGCUCCCAGGGGUUUGAAUUGCACAGGAGCAGGUGACUCCAGCUGGUUCCCAGGUGACACAAGAGGUGCAAAUCCAGGCAGAUCCCUUGUCAGCCGCUGAAAAGUUGUGUGCGUGCGUGUGAAAUUUCUAGGCUUAAUCUGCAUUGCUCUGUGUGUGUGCAUGCGUGUAAGCUUUCUGCAGAGCUCUAGAGCAUGUGUGUCAUGUGGGGUGAGGCCAGAAAAGCAGAUGUACUCACCAUGCCACUCCUACUCGGGGAUUAGAGAUGCUCAGGGGACAGCAGGGAGAAGCUGGGACACACCUCCCUGACUCACUGCCGGAGACAGCAGCAGCUUCUGCAGGUUCAAUAGGCCUCAGAUCUUUAUAGCUCAAAUAAAACCCUGCAGAUCCAUUGCCAGCAACCAUCCCCUUCUUUUGGUUAACCAGAGAGGAGGAGGAUGGCCUAUGCUGAGGAAGACAGAAAUAGCUACGAGGUGUAUAAGGAAACAGCAGACUGGUUGCGUGCCCGUGCUGCCCAGCGGCCCAGGAUCGCCAUCAUCUGCGGGUCUGGGCUGGGAGGUCUGGCUGAUGUGUUGGAUAACAAGACAGUCUUCCUGUAUGAGGACAUCCCUCACUUCCCACGGAGCACGGUGGCAGGGCAUGUUGGCAGGUUGGUGUUUGGGGAGCUGAAUGGACAGCCCUGUGUGUGCAUGCAGGGACGUUUCCACUCUUAUGAAGGCUACUCUUUCAGCACGGUCACCUUUCCCAUCAGGGUGUUCUUUCUCCUGGGGGUGGAGAUCUUGAUUGUCACAAAUGCUGCUGGAGGACUGAAUCCCCACUUCCAAGUGGGAGACAUCAUGUUCAUCAGGGAUCACAUCAGCUUGUUUGGCUUGGGGGGGCAGAAUCCCCUGCGUGGACCAAAUGACGAGAGGUUUGGAGUGAGGUUUCCCUGCAUGUCAGAUGCUUAUGAACAAGAUCUGCUCAGCCUGGCAAUGGAGAGUGCACAGGAGCUGGGGUUCCUGAGCUUCACCAGGGAAGGAGUGUACUGCCUGCUGCCUGGGCCCUGCUACGAGACCGUCGCUGAGUGUCGCCUGCUGCAGGCACUGGGAGCUGAUGCUGUGGGCAUGAGCACUGUCCCAGAGGUAAUUGUAGCCAGGCAUUGUGGCCUCCGAGUCCUUGGGAUCUCCCUCAUCACCAACAAAGUGGUGAUGAGCUACAACAGCCAAGAGAAAGCCAACCACGAGGAAGUGCUGCGCAUCUCAGUGGUCCGGGCUGAGGCCCUGCAGAAGCUGGUCACGCACCUCCUUGGGAAGCUGGGGGAAAGCACAAACUCUCCAUGACCUCCAGCCAUUAAUCCUUCAUAUCAUAAUGUGUGUGAACACUACCAAGUGUUGGGGGAGAGCUGGUGGUGGGACUGUCCCUUUCUCUCAUGAUUUUAAAUAGACCUUUUGAUCUUUGUGCUGUAUCUGAUCAGGUGCAUAGGUUCACUUUGAAUUUUGCCAGAAUGAUCCCCUUGUUAGUAGCCGGUGACCAAAACAGCUUACUGUCAACAGUCCAGCACAUUCCCAAACCCCAGUCAGCAGUUCCCCAGUACUGUGACCUCCAGCUGUCUCUCCUGCACCCUUCUGCCCCAGAUCUCUGCUCCCCAUUGCACAUGAGCCAGGUCAAGAGUUGGUUGUGGGGCUUGGUGCCUGCUGGGCCUGCUCUGGUAGGGCCUGGUCUGAAGCCAGUGGAAGCCCACAAGACUGAGUUUUGAAUACAUGAAGUGGGCCAGACUAAAGAUGAGAUCUGCCUGGGACAAGCAAUGGUGCCGAGCAGGUGAAUUGCAAUUGAUUUUACAGCUUGGAAAACCACUGCAAUUCUAUGGGGUUGUGCAACCUUUUCCUCCCAGAAGGUCUCCCAGAAAGCCAUCUCUUUCCUUAUCCUUGGCUCCUCAUGACCAGCUGCAGAGCUUGGUAACUGUUUGCUACAAUGCAGCACAGCCCCAGAACCCCUCACACCUCUCUAUUCUGUUUCAUUGCCCAAUUUAGCAGGAUGUGAAAAUUCAGCUCAGUACAAGGAAUGGCUUACCUGUGCACCAUGUAAACAUUGCCAAGCUGGAAACAGAAUCCAGGUCUGUCUCUCCCUGGUUUUGAUCAGUUUCUGGAUGUCUUGGAGAUCAGUGGCUUCCGUACUGCAGGCUGAUUUCCUGCUGGUGCCCAAAAGCAGAGAGAUCAGUUUGAUCCCAGGUUUCACAUGAGCUUUGCUGCUGUCCCUGCAACAGAUUUUGGAGCACCAAUGGUUUGUAAAUUUUAGCAAUGCGAAAUUACAGGGGAAAUAUUUUGAAACAGGUGUGAUAUUUUUCUGGGACUUUCUUGGUCCUCUUACAUAAAGAAAUUGGACCAAGCAGUGAGUAAAGGACAAACAGGAGAGGUUCUCCCUUACCGGUGUGGUGACGGUCUGACAAGAAAGGGGGAACAUUCACCAGAACAGUGCAUUAUUCAUUGUUCCUCAAAGGUCAAGCUGAGCUGUGGAUGCAGCUGGAUGUGAAACAGUGAUGGUAAUUAUUAGAUAACCUUUUUCCCUUCAUUUAUCUUGUAGUUCUCUAUAAAGCCCAUCACUGUCAUAGCUAAAUGUUUUUAGUUGACUCAGUGGUCUGAACUGAAGACGCCCAACCGGUCGUGGAGAGCUCCCAACCUGCCUUCCUAAAUUUAGCUGACCAGUUGUUUACCAUUGACGCUCACCCUCUGUCACAGCCUUCAGCCUUCCAUGACAUUUCUUCCAUUUUUUCCAGAUGGGUAUUUGCUUGAAGCCUUUCAUGCUGCAAUUACUGGAGUCAGCUGCAGUAUCCAUGGUGCAGAUGUUGCCACCAGGAGGAACAGUUGUGCUGUGAAUAUUUUCCAUUAAAUGGUAGCAUUUCAGGUGUAGGGGAGAUCUUGGGGUGGCUCCCUUGUGUCCUCCUGGGCAAUGUUACCUGUGGUCAGCCCUGAGAAAUAUCUGCCCAGCCUGGUCUGGAGGACUUGUGGAAAGGAAGGAUUCAUUGCUUGUGCUCUCCUGGCAGAGUCACUUGUUCAGCAGCUCUUGGCACUUGGAGGAGCCCUCAGAGACAGCAGCUCUUCCCAUUUGGUGUGUCUGACUGUCAGGACAGUCUCUGGGACCAGCUCUGGUGGUAAUCUGCAAAGGGAAAGAGGCUCCAGCUCCAUCUUUAAAAAUAAUGCUGUUCCCUUUCCAGAUCAGGCAGGAGUGAAGUGCUUGCCUGCGCAAGCAGGGAAAUAUGAAAAGUGGCAGAUGUGCAGAGCAAGAAGGAACCACUUCUACCUGCUCCCUUUUCAGACUUGUCCCAGUAUGAGCUUGUUACAGGGCAGGGAGAGAGCAGAUCAUUUCCCCUGCCUAGAAAAUGGUGCUUCACAUUCAUCUAAUUAAUACUUGGUAAAUACAAAGUCUCUCAAGUGGGAGUGGAAGGCAGCUGUGCAGCUCGCUGUAGCUAGCAGCAGCCAGAGUAGCUAAGGCUGGGAUUUCAGCAGACUCCAUUAAUUAAUCAGAGUCAGGCUGGGCUGGGAUGUGAAGGGAAGCAUCCAAAAAACCCUGCUGUUGUGCUGGUACUUCUCAGGCAGGGUUUGAGAUGAUGAGGAGCUUGGCAUCAACACCUGCUUUCAGCAGGCCAGGUCUGCUCCUCUCUCCAGCUGCACCGGAGGCAGAUACCGUGCUCUUGUGUCUGAAUACAGCUGAAAUGCAAUUUAAAAUUUAACCUAAAAAUCACCAUACAGCUAAGUCUUCAGCAAAUUAUGUCUAUUUAAAAAUUAAAAAAAAAAAUCUAAAUUGCAUCUGAGCCUUUAAAUAGUUUGAGGCUCUUCUUUCAGCUGCCCAGAGUUGGCUUGGAUGGCCCAAACUUUGCAUGAACAUCCCACUUUUUUACCUGUCAAUGGUAAGAGGAAGAUGCCCUGGGCACUUUGGAAAGGACCUUGUUCAUUUGCAGGCAAGAGGGGAAAGACAAAAAUUAACACAGUGAGCUCAUCUGGCUUUGGAGAUACUUUUAAUAUAAUUUUGUGGGUUUUUUAAUGCUGAUGAAUUUCACAAGUCUGAAAUACAGUGAUGCAAGAUGGAUAAGAUGUGUGGGGAAGGAACUGUGAGGGAAUAAAACCUG